AGGCGUAUCCUGGCAGGCCCGGGACAUUGCUGAGCUGUGAGCACAGCCUGUAGGCAUCCAACUGCUCUCGGCCAGCUUGAGCCGGGGCCCCUUCCAGCCCCUUCCAGCACCCCUCAGGCCCCCUCCUUCCCCCUCCCCCAGAGGCCUCCUGUGCUUUUCUUCCCCUAGCCGCAGCCCCUUCUUCCAAAUGCCUUCACUCGGCUCCCGUCCCACCUCAGACUCCCCUCGGCCCCUCUCAGCCCUGAAAGGCCGCCUCCUCCUGUCCGGCCCCCUCAGCCUCCAGCCACCCUUUCCCUGCCCCAGUCCGGCAGAGUCCUCGGCACAGGCUGCCAGGAUGGUCUCCCCUGGGGGCCGCCCUGCCACCCCCUGCUUCGAGCCUCCCUGUGGCCUCAGGGCUGAGCCUACACUUCUCACCUUGGAUUUGAGAGGAAUGCGAAGUGUGGCUGAGGCCUGCCUCGAGGGCCUCGCAGCCUGACCGCUUGUGACUCACAAAGUACCGCUCGGCCUCACCAGGCUUGUCGCACGGAGGCCCCGCCUGAGCCGGCUCUGUUUCCCCGCGGCCGCCCAUCUCCUUACUUGGCCUUGAGCGCUGGAGGGCAGGGGCUGCGUCUCGACCCCGCGUGGAGCCUGCGUCCACUCAGGUCAGGUGUCCUCGGAGCACCUGCCGUGUACUGGCUGCCCACGGAGCCGCAAACACAGGCACCAGGCAGUUCAUCGCACACGUCACGCGUGUCGGGGACGAGCAUUUGUAGAGUGGAUGAGAUGUGCAGAGGCUCAGAGUAAGAGAGCAGCUCUGGCCCCGGGCCCCCUCCUCACUCCUGAGUCUGUGGCCCCUUGGGUGCACCCAGCUGGCCCCGGUUCUGUAAGCGCUGGUGAGAGUUGUCCUGGGGGACCUGGAGCCAGCUGCCUGCAUUCAGAUCCACGCUGUGCCACCUGUUAGCUGGGUGACCUUGGACAAGUCACCUAGCCUCUCUGUGCCUCGGUCUGCUUCUCUGUAGAGCAAGUGUGGUCAUGGUCUGUCCUUCUGAGGCCGGUGUGAGGAUUGGGUAACAGAUAUGAGGCGCCUAGCACAGGGCCCACAAUUGCUAACUAUUCAGUAAAUAUGUGCUGUCGUCAUCAUAAAUGUAGUAGUUGUUCUUCCGUGAACGGAUUGCCUUAAAUGUGAUUUUUAUCCUUGUCUGUGGAGGAGAUGGUAGCCUUCCUCUCGAUAGCCAUUCUUCCCUUAGUCCUGAGUAGUGAGGUCCUGAUUCUUAGCUGGCCUGAUUGUCCAGCUUCCCUUGGUGAAGCCACAUGUCUGAAUUUUGGCCAAGAAAAUGCAAACAGAUGUGGUGCAAAGGCAGCAGCUAUUCCCUCUUCUUCCGGUCCUCUGUCCUGUUCCUGGGCAUGAUGGCUGGCGCUCUGGCUGCCACCUUGGACAGUGAGGAGGAGGCCCCUUCAGGGGGUGGUGGGAGGUGAUCAGGGGGGAUCGUGGAGCAGGUCCAAAGCCAGCUCUGGACUGCCCUUCUCCAGCCCUCUUUUACAUGGCAGAGAAAGAAACUUCUAUCUAGUUUAAGCCUCUUUGGUUGUUUCCUGUUACACACAGCUGAAUCUAAUUCCAAAACAUCUCUCUUUUCAGCAAAUGCCAGCUAAUUUUAGCACAGGCUACAGAAAGGAAAAUAAUGAAAAAUCAGUCAUCAAAACAAAUAAUAAAACAUGUCCUAAGUCAAGUAUCAAAGACUUCUGCUGAGUACAACUAAUAAACAUAGGAACCCCUCCCCCGCCAAAACCAAAAGAACACAAACCAAAAACAAAAAAGGCAAGAGAAAGAAUUAAGCAAUGAUGUCGUAUCAGCCAUAGUUUGCCUAUUAGUUUUUUCUUAAAAACUUAAUAUAUGUGGGUGUGCAAAGCAGGCACUGUGCUUGCUGGGUGUGGUUGAGGCUUGGUUUAACUCUUCAGGGAAAGAAAUUUGGCCACAGGUACCGUGAGUCAGUCCUCCCUCUGAAGACAGUGUCUGAGGGAAACCCUUGGACGCACUGAAAGGGACCCGUAUCAGUGGGCACGUUUAUUGGCUGCCCAGCAUGGAAAUUUCUUCCCGUGUCUGGGGGUCCCCCUGCCUGGAAUGAGGGUGCAGUUGGUUGGUUUAGCUAACGUAAUGCACGGCCCUGGGCUCCACUUAGGGAGGGGCUAACUCGAGCAGGGGCAGGGGCAUUCCGUUCUUGGGGUGCUGGUCACCUGGAGGAGUCUGGUCCCGGGUCCCAGGCUGGUUGGCGGUGGUGACCUUGCAGGCGAGGUGCUGAGUCACGUUGGCUCCGCUUGGGCCGCAAGCCCUGAGCUUGGGUCUCGGCCCUCCUGGCGCCUGGUUCGCUCUGCCCAUUGUUAGGGGUCUGAGGAAGACGCCCCUGCGGUAGGUGAGGGGCUUCUCUGACCGGCGUUGUCAGGGCAGGUGGCUGCCUGAGUGGGGGUGGGUGGCAGUGAGGGGCUCCGAGGCUGCAGAGUGGUGGGCAUGGAGGGGACGGUCUGUCAGGACGCUGCUGCCCGCUGGGCAGGCCUGUCUGCUGCAGAGCUGGUUCAAGGAGGUGAGGGCUCCCAUCCCAUGGGCCUUGCAUGGGUCUCUUGCCCACCUCCUUGGCGUUCGCCUCUCCACUCCACCUUUCUCUGUCCUGCUCUGUCCCCAGGGCAUCACUGGUUCCUGUGGCCCCAGCUUCCAGCAGGAUUCGGCCAGUGGGAGGCACUGGCAGGACAAGUGGGGAGAGAGGUUCGGGUGUUCCCCCCAGGCCCUGUCCCGCCCAGGACCGCAGUCUGCUCAUGGCUGUGCUCCCUCCGCACCCCCAGGGACGGCUCCCCCCAUAACCCCUUCACUGGCCCUGACAACCCAUCUCCUCCCCUUAUCCCUGCAGCCCAGGAGGGCCCCGGGUGCCUUGACGCCCCCCAUGCUGGUUUCCUUAAGGCCCACAUCCCGGUGACCAUCCCUUCAUGGAAUGCUCUAUAAAACAGCUGAGUCUGCCUUAGUUUCCAGCCAGGACUCUGGUUGACAAAGGUCUUUGGUUUUGUCCUGAAAGCCCAGCAGCCUGUGGAGUGUCUCAGACCACAGCUAAGGACGAGACCCCCACGUCUCCUGCAGCAGAGGGUACGUCCUCCAACCCAGGCGGAAUGAGCAGCUCCGAGGGAGACUGGGCUGCCUGUCGGAAGGAAGGAGGGGUCUGGCCGAGCUGCCGGCCCCGGGCCCCUCCCCAGAGGCCGCGGGAAGGGGCAGGGCCCUGGUGGUUUACCGCAGGACGAGGGUGUGGUGUCCCUUGGGGUGUGAGGUCAGACUGCGUCAGGCCUGCCCUGGGGUCGGCUUCAGCAGGUGGCUUUCGGGGGACACAGGCCAGCCCAUAACCCCCGUGCAGGCAGCGGUGAACAGACACACGACCUCAGCCGUCCUGGAGCCAGAGGGGAGAACUUGAGAAGGUGCCGUGAUGACAGCCCUGCCGACUUGUGUCCUCUGGGGAGACCCUCCCAGCCUCCACUGGCCACAGCUCCGCCAGCCCUUCCGGGAGGGAAGCCAGCCUCAGCGCCGCCAAAGGUCUCCUGGGUGUCCUGCCUGCUCCCGGACCGUCUCCCGGACCCUCUCCUGGACCCUCUCCCCACGCCAGCCUCCCAUGCCGAGGUCUGCCUUGUCAGUCAUUUCCUUUUGUCACCGGCUUGGCAAACAGGAGAGAAAACAGAGCUUCAUGGGCAACAGCAGCAACAGUUGGUCCCACGCACCAUUCCCCAAGUUGGACCUGGGGCUGGGGUCCCGACCUGUGGCGCCCCGGGAGCCGCCCGCCUGCUCCAUCUGCCUGGAGAGGCCGCGCGAGCCCAUCUCUCUGGACUGUGGCCACGACUUCUGCCCGCGGUGCUUCAGCACCCACCGUGUCCCCGGCUGCGGGCCGCCCUGCUGCCCCGAGUGCCGCAAGACCUGCAAGCAGAAGGGCCUCCGGGGCCUGGGGGAGAGGAUGAGGCUCCUGCCGCGGAGGCCGCUGCCCACCGCGCUGCAGGAGACCUGCGCGGUGAGGGCCCAGCCGCUGCUGCUGGUGCGUGUCAACGCCUCCGGGGGCCUCAUCCUGAGGAUGGGGGCCGUCAACCGCUGCCUGAAGCACCCGCUGGCCAGGGACACCCCCGUCUGCCUCCUUGCCGUCCUGGGAGAGCGGCACUCAGGGAAGACCUUCCUCUUAAACCACCUGCUUCAGGGCCUGCCCGGCCUGGAGCCCGGCGAGGGCGGCUGGCCGAGGGAAGGGUGCUCCGGGCAGGGCUUCCGGUGGGGAGCCAACAGCCUCACCAGGGGCCUCUGGAUGUGGAGUCAUCCCUUCCUGCUGGGGAAGGAGGGGAGGAAGGUGGCCGUGUUCCUGGUGGACACGGGGGACGCCAUGAGCCCUGAACUGAGCAGGGAAACGAGGACCCGGCUCUGCGCCCUCACCUCCAUGCUGAGCUCCUACCAGAUCCUCACGGCCUUCCAGGAGCUGAAGGAUACAGACCUGGAGUAUCUGGAGAUGUUUGUCCACGUGGCCGAGGUGAUGGGCAGGCAUUAUGGGAUGGUGCCAAUCCAGGUGAGAUACCCGUUUCUGGACUUGUCACCCCAGACUCCAACACCCCGGCUGCUGCUAUCAGCACCCCUUCUCUUCCAGCACCUGGACCUCUUAGUUCGUGACUCAUCCCACCCCAGCAAGGCGGGGCAGGGGCAUGUAGGCGACAUCAUCAAGAAGUCGUCCGGCAAAUACCCCAAGGUUCAGGGGCUGCUUCAAGGAAGGCAAGCCCGCUGCUGCCUCCUGCCGGCUCCCAGGAGGCGGUGGGCGAGCAAAUGCCACGGAAGCCCGGGAGACACAGAUGAUGAUGCUGGCCACCUCCGCGCCUACGUGGCCGAUGUGCUGAGCGCGGCCCCCCUGCAUGCCAAGAGCCGCUGCCAGGGCUACUGGAGCGAGGGGCGCCCCGCGGCCCGGGGGGACAGACGCCUGCUCACGGGGCAGCAGCUGGCUCAGGAAAUCAAGAACCUCUCGGGCUGGAUGGGCAGGACGGGGCCUGGGUGCGCCUCUCCGGAUGAGGUAUGGGGCUACGGGGAGGACGCGGGUGGGAGGCGAGCCGGGCUCCCCGAGAUGGAGCGGGGGGCCCGGCAGCGCCCAGCGGGGGAAAGGAGGGAGGCAGCCGGGUUUUGCCGUGGACAGAUGGCUGCCCAGCUGCACGACCUUCGGACGGUGGAGGCUGCCAAGAAGGAGUUUGAGGAGUACUUGCGGCAGCAGGACGUGGCCACCAAGCGCAUAUUCUCUGCGCUCCGGGUGCUGCCAGACACCAUGCGGAACCUCCUGUCGACCCAGAAGGACGCGCUCCUGGCUCGGCACGGGGCGGCCUUGCUAUGCACGGGGAGGGAGCAGACCUUAGAGGCCCUGGAGGCCGAGCUGCAGGCCGAGGCCAAGGCCUUCAUGGACUCCUACACCGUGCGUUUCUGCGGCCACCUGGCCGCUGUGGGCGGCGCCGUGGGCGCGGGGCUCAUGGGCCUGGCGGGGGGCGUGGUGGGCGCUGGCAUGGCCGCCGCGGCGCUGGCCGCAGAAGCUGGGAUGGUGGCCGCGGGAGCUGCAGUGGGGGCCACGGGGGCAGCCGUGGUCGGGGGAGGCGUAGGUGCCGGGUUGGCGGCCACGGUGGGCUGCAUGGAGAGGGAGGAGGACGAGAGAGUGCAGGAGGGGGACCGGGCGCCCCUGCUGCAGGAGGAGUGACCGCCAGCCAGAUGCUCCAGGGAAGGAGAGCUUCCGGGGGGAGGGGAGGGAUGGGGGCCGCUGUUCCAAGGGCCCCUGUGUGCCACACCACCCUGCUUGAACGCCCCAUCUGGGUGGUGACUGGUGACCGAGAAUCGAGGAGACCUCAGGGCCGGCGGCAGAGUAUGAGCCUGGACAGAGUCUGGGACUGUUUCCGUUGCAGACGACUGCUAACCUGCCUCUCUUCCCAGAUAAACUGGGCCCCAGGGUCUCCCGCCAAGAUCGUGGCCCACCCUCCCCGCCCUGGCUUAUUUCCCGAGAUGGUAGGGGGGCUAAGCGGGCGCCAUUCUGGAAGUCUCCCCUUCAGAGACGGGAGCAGCCCCGAGAUGGGUGACCUAGGUGUUCAAGGUUGGGAGCCCUGAUAAGAGGCUGGGGAAGGAGCAGGAGGGGCCCCCGGGCAAAGCCAAGGAGUCCGGGUGGUGCACGGUGGCCUGCCCCCCCGAGUGGAGACUCUUUCCAAAGCUACCCCAGCAGGACGGGGGCCACCCCCUUCUCCCGCAGCCCCGGGGAGCCCACAUGUGCACCGGGAAUGGGGUUCCCUUACGUGUCCCUCGUGGUCGUGCCCUUUGUCCAGCCUGGUCAGUGCCCAUGUUCUUUGUGGAAUGCCAUCCCAGCAACGGGUCCAAAGCCAAAGAAAACACCUGUAGUUGCAUUCUGAGCUACAUCGACAGCCCUCAUAGCAGAUUCUAUGAAAGUCCUGGGGGGACACAUCCAUGGAACAUGCCCGCCCCCCUCAGCCUAGGGGAGACACCUCCGUCCAUGUUAGCAGGAGACCUGGAUGCAGCCCCCAGGAGGACAGCAAAGCCCCACAAGGAGGGCUUCUAGGCUAUUAAACUGCAAAUGAUUAAUGGGCGCGUCAUACGCAAAAUAAAAUGUGUGUGCUUGAGUGUCA
Orcinus orca (killer whale) is the source of this 6636-nucleotide messenger RNA. RefSeq names its product ring finger protein 112 (gene RNF112). Lineage: Eukaryota; Metazoa; Chordata; Mammalia; Artiodactyla; Delphinidae. The transcript is spliced from 13 exons. Gene Ontology annotation, molecular function: GTPase activity; metal ion binding; GTP binding. Bases 3438 to 5705 code for a protein of 755 amino acids. Gene Ontology annotation, biological process: endoplasmic reticulum organization; protein homooligomerization. The record is from RefSeq and is a predicted model, not a curated record.